AUGCCCUCGCGGCGUAUCCAGCUCUUCUUCUGCGCUGCAGCUCUCUUCCUGAUCUCUCUCUGGACCUACCCGGCCAUCCUCCGCUCCUUUUCAACCCUCCGCUCCUUCACCCUCACCACACUCAACCCUCGUCCCUCCGUCGACCCCCGCGAAACCCUGAAUGUCUUCGACCACAUCUAUGUCAUCUCACGCUCCGUUCGCAACGACCGCCGCACGACCAUGGAGCAGCUACGCUCCGCUCUCGGCCUCCGCUGGGCCUACGUCGACGCCACCGAGUUCACCGACCCCUCCAUAGCCCGCAAGGCCCAGUGCGUCCGCGACGUCCGCGCACAUGCCCUCCAGGCCACGAUCGACUGGCCGAGCGUGGAGGACCUCGAGGCCUGGGACGACAACCUCUCUCGCUUGCGCGGUCCUCCCCCACCGGGCUCUCCCGAGCCCUUCUGCCCGCCUUGGGAGACCCCUUCGUCCGAUCCGUCCGCACAGCAGACCCCGCUCACCUGCGCCGAGCGCGAUUCCGCCCUUGGCGUUCCCUGGUCCGAAGACCUCCGCGACCACCAGAUCAUGACACUCGCCAAGAUUGCGUGCUACACGUCGCACAUGGACGCCGUGGAACGCUUCAUCCAGUCCGGAGGCGAGGCCGGGCUCAUUCUGGAGGACGACGUCGACAUGGAAUCCGACAUCCACGAGCGGCUCAGCGGUCUCUGGCAGACACUGCCCGCAGAUUGGGACAUGGUGUGGCUAGGUGAGUCACUGCUGGUCCAACGAGACCCGCCACCCCGCCGUCCCCGCCCCGCCCCACGCGCCGACGCUCCCAACGCCCUCCACCCCUCCACCCACCCGCUCUGCACACACGCCUACGCGCUCUCCCGCGCCGGCGCGCGCCGCCUCCGCGCGCACUUCCGCUUCCCCCCCUUCGCGUACGGCCGCGCGUUCGACCAGGCCGCCGGCUGGCUCGCCGAGCGCGGCGACCGCCUCCGCUCGUAUACCGUCGUGCCCCCGCUCGUCGUCCAGGCCAAGGUCUCCCUCUCCGACCUCGACCGCGGCGACGACGGGCUCGGGAGCGCCUGGCGCGACACGCUCGACGACGGCGUGCUCGCCCGGAUCUGGGCCGCGGAGGCGCGCGCGGCGGCGGAGGGCGAGGGCGCCGCGUUUGACGACCUGGGAUGA
Messenger RNA from Epithele typhae, 1167 nucleotides. RefSeq lists its product as uncharacterized. The coding region runs from base 1 to 1167 and encodes 388 amino acids. NCBI's taxonomy places the organism in Eukaryota, Fungi, Basidiomycota, Agaricomycetes, Polyporales, Epitheliaceae. The record is from RefSeq and is a predicted model, not a curated record. The transcript is spliced from 2 exons.